Molecule: messenger RNA, 810 nt
Organism: Cotesia congregata
Lineage: Eukaryota; Metazoa; Arthropoda; Insecta; Hymenoptera; Braconidae
Source: the annotation of a GenBank genome assembly
AUGUGGGAACCUUUUGAACCAGGAAGUUCACCAGUUGAUUGGUGUGAAGGAAAUUAUAAGAUUUCUCCAAGUAUUGCUGAGUUUAUGAAUACAUUCAGCAAUGUCGUAUUUCUAUUACUUCCGCCAAUACUGAUGCAUUUAUUCAAAGACUACGGAAGAUUCGUGAAUCCAGCGAUACAUAUUAUCUGGUUUUUGUUGAUGAUAGUUGGAAUAAGUAGUGCGUACUUUCAUGCGACAUUGUCUUUGAUAGGACAACUGUUAGACGAGUUAGCAAUACUAUGGGUUUACAUGACUGGACUUUGUAUAUUUUUCCCACGAAGAUAUUUGCCAAAUAUAUUUCGCAACAACAGGAAAUUGUUUUCAAUGUUCAUCGUGCUGCCAACAUUAAUAGCAACAGGUUUAUCAGUCGUGCAUCCGGCAAUCAAUGCAUUUGCUUUAAUGUGUUUAGCGAUUCCUGCGUUUGGAUUUAUGAUUCUUGAGCUCAAAAAGACAAAAUCCAUGCGAGUAUACAGGCUUGGCGUAAGAUGUGGAGCAGUAUGGAUCCUAGCUGUCAUCUGUUGGCUCAAUGAUCGUCUAUUCUGUGACACAUGGAUGAAUCUAAAUUUCCCCUAUCUACAUGCUCUCUGGCAUUUGCUAAUUUUCAUAGCAAGUUACACGGCAACUGUUUUGUUCGCUUACUUCUCAGUAAAAGAAGAACGUCCUCAGCAAUCACCCGUGCUUAAAUACUGGCCAAGAAAUGAUUUUGAGCUUGGUAUUCCUUAUGUGACAAUCAAAUGCUACGUCAGAAUCGAUAAUAAUACCAAUAUAUAA